CGGCGCGGUUCGCAGGGAGCCGGUCGGGGCCGGAACGGGAGCCCGCUGUGCGUGCGGAGGCUCGCGGGAGACCGUCACGAUGAACACGGUGCUGUCGCGGGCGAACUCGCUGUUCGCCUUCUCGCUGAGCGUGAUGGCGGCGCUCACCUUCGGCUGCUUCAUCACCACCGCCUUCAAAGACCGGAGCGUCCCGGUGCGGCUGCACGUCUCGCGGAUCAUGCUAAAAAAUGUAGAAGACUUCACUGGACCUAGAGAAAGAAGUGAUCUGGGAUUCAUUACAUUUGAUAUAACUGCUGAUCUAGAGAAUAUAUUUGAUUGGAAUGUUAAGCAGUUGUUUCUUUACUUAUCAGCAGAAUAUUCAACAAAAAAUAAUGCUCUGAACCAAGUUGUCCUUUGGGACAAGAUUGUUCUGAGAGGUGAUAAUCCAAAGCUGCUGUUGAAAGAUAUGAAAACAAAGUAUUUUUUCUUUGACGAUGGAAACGGUCUCAAGGGGAACAGGAAUGUCACUUUAACUCUGUCUUGGAACGUUGUACCCAAUGCUGGAAUUCUACCUCUUGUGACAGGCUCGGGACAUGUGUCUGUCCCAUUUCCAGAUACAUAUGAAAUAACGAAGAGUUAUUAAAUUAUUCUGAAUUUGAAACAGCAUAUUUUUAUACUUCAUGAAUCAUAUCUCGUUUAUUCCCUUGCAUCUUCAUUUGCUUCUGAUUGCUGUUGUGUUUUUUUUUUUUCCUGUAUGAGAACUAAUAUCAAAAGGCAUAUUUGAAGGGAAAGGGCAACUGGAACUUAACUUUAUAAACAGAACAAACAUGCAAAGAAGGCCACCAGAGUAGAGUGCUAUAAGAAUAAGACAACUUCAUAAUAAGAAUUUGUAAAAAAAAAAAAAAUUGUGUGUUUAAAGUAUUCCUUGUAUUUCCAUUGUUCUUUAUGGAACAUAACAUGAGCGUGAAGGGUAGUUAAACUUUCAGGUGCCUGUAGAGUCGUAAGAACUCUGUGUUUUAUGCCUUGGAUUCACGUGGAUUCAUAUCAGGUGUGAUUUAGGGGUAGACAUUCUCUUUCAUCUUUUGAGGGGAAUGCCUGAUUACUGGAAAAAUGAAUAUGGUUAUUUGUUAGAAGCCUGGCUUACAGAAUAGCCAAAAGUGAUGGGAUUUUAUUCCAUUUAUUUUAGGAAUGCCCCAAAUCCUUGUUUUUCUUGCCAAUGACUAUCAACUGUCCCCACCUAAAGACUAAAUACCUCUUUAUAUGCUGUAAUUCAUUCUGACUCGUUUUAAAGUCUCUUAAGUCAAAUGUGUGUCAUUCAGUGCUUUCUCUUAAAAUGUUCCUUUGUAUUUCUAUGAUUUUUUAGCAUUGUCAUUGAAUGUGAAAAAUGUUCGCAUGGUUUACCCUGAGUCAGUUUUGUUCUAGUGGGUAUGCCUAGUGCCGCUGUGUGGUAAUUAUGUAACAUUUUCUAUAGAUUCAUGUUUUAUUAAUGGGGUAAUAAUAAUAACCAGUAUUUGUAGUGUGCUUUUCCAUUUUCGAAGCACUCUCAUAUUUUAAUGAAUGCUGUCCUCAGUAGUCUAAUGAGGUAAGUAGUGCGAGUGUUAUCUCUAUUGCAGAUGAAGAAACAAACCCAGAAGUUUAGUGAAUUGCUCAAGGAAUGGAGUUAAAACUUGAAUUAAGAUCUCCCGACUCUCUAAACUUACCCUUUCUCCUAUACCUCAGAUUACAAGCUAAUCAGAACUCACUUAUAAUUUUCAUUGUAUUUUUUGUUACCCUGGGCACCCUUUUCUACCACUCCUAGAAGAGGUUUCCUCAUCCUCUGGGAAGUGACUAAUUUUCAAGCUGCCAAGAAAUUAAAUAUAGAGGUAAUAUCUCAUUUUAUUGUUUGCAUUACUUCAUUUUCCUGAUAUUAAAAGUUAUAAGAAAAUCUACAAGUAUCUAAAAAUAAUUUAGAGAUUAAAUAGAUAAUAUAUGAUUGAAUAUGUGAUCAUAUUUAAUAUGAGUUUUUCUGCCAUGGGCAAAUAAACAUCCUCAGAGGUAGCAACUGUGAAUCAGUUACCUUUAAGAGCAAGACCAAACACUGUACUUACACAGUCAGCGGUAACCAAAAAGGGCUACAAUUUUGUAAGACUAGUUUAAAGUAGUAAAUAACAUUUUGUUGUAUUUACCUCAUAUUAAAAAAAUAAUAAAAUAAAAAUCACCACUUAAUUACUACAUUAGUUUUAACAGCUGUCGUAUGUAGUCGUCCAGUUCACGUAGAAGCCUGUGUGUAUGACUUCGUCAAACCGGCAGAAAGGUCAGAGAGAUGGUAUCGUGAACACUAGACUGGAUUUACCUCCCAGCUUUUCAUUAAACCUUUCAAGGUCUCAGUUUCUUUGUCUGUAAACUGACUGUUGGACUAGAUGACUUAAAUGGUGGUCCUUUUACACCACACAGUUCUUUAAAAUUUGUUGUAUCUGUUCAGCAAAGAGAUUGAACAAAAAAGCACCUUAUUAAUGUGAACAUGGGAAGAUGAUUGAAAGACUAACAUAAUUCACGUUCUCUAACUUUGUUAGAUUUUAUGCUGAGAAAGUCUAACUUCAUUUAGUUUUUACAAAUACUGCACACGGAACUUAAUACCUGCAGGCAUCAAAGCUUAAAAUUGAUGUUCCCAGUAAGGAGGGCAUGCACGGUACGCCCGUAGUCUCAGCCAGACCCGGGUACCAGUUUCAUAGCUCUUUAUACCUCUAUAGCGAGUGGAUCUGUUAGUUUGGUAGAGAUGAAUGUUAAAAUUUACUUGAGUAACAGUUUAUUUUCUUUGGCAAACCCACUUUUUUAGUCUGGUGAGGAAGACAAGUAGAAAAGCCCAGCAGGCACAGUGGAGAGUUAGUUGUUCAUUUUUACUUAAUUAAAGGAAGCUGCUCAGGACAGGAAUGCACCAAUAUGGGAAUAAGGAACCUCCGUCUCAGGAACUCUGUGUACAGCUGUAUUAGUUUACUAUAAUUAAUACAUUUUAAAAAUUGACUUGUGUUCAGUUUAAUAACCGUAUCAUCUACCUUAGUGGUUUAAAAGAAGUCUUAGAACGUCUCCAAAAGUACAUAACCCUUCAGACUUACUUCUAAGAGUGGCUAGAAGUGUCUAAGCCCAGAGAUGAUUCUGGGAAAAGAGAAUAAUAGUUACAAGACACUUACCUAAAGUAAUUAUGGUUAGAAAUGCAUGAAUUUUAAAAUGGAGUACUCAAAUACCCCUUUUCUCUAGUAGCUUAGCCUAGACAAACAGCUAUAUCAGUGUUUUCUAUUCCCCUGUUGAUUUAUGCAUAAAGAAAAAUAACAGAAAAUUGCAGAAACUCCUUAGGAUGUGAUAGGAAAGGGGGUAAUUUUGAAUUUCCUCCCCUGUAAUUUUAUAGAUCUUAUGGUACAUCUAGCUAGCCAGUUAAUAGUGCUAAAACCAACCAACCAAACCCAGUGCAGUCGAGUCGGUUCCGACUCAUAGCGACCCUAUAGGACAGAGUAGAACUGCCCCACAGAGUUUCCAGGGAGCGCCUGGUGGAUUUGAACUGCGGACCCUUUGGUUAGCAGCCAUAGCACUUAACCACUAUGCCACCAGGGUUUCCAGUAGUGCUAAGAGAUGGGCUUUAAGGUUAUAAUGAUCAUUUUUCAAUAUUGUAUCUAAAGCUUUGGAUCUUUGGGGUAUAGGUUAAUGCAGGUGUUAUUUUAUAAUACUUUGAGUUAACAUGAAAUGGGUUUAUGGGGAAAAAACCAUAAACUAAACUUUGGUAGUAAAUAAACAUCCAUCCAUUUCAAAAGCUUUCCUUGCUUUUAGCAGAGAGCCUGUGCACAUUAUGUGUGACUGCCACCGGUUUACAGAAACCUGUUUCAAAAAGUUGUUGCAUGUUUUUAAUGCAAUUUGGGAAAUUGUUUAAUUCACAAAUAGAGAUUCAUAAGAAGAAUUCAUGAAAAUACUGAAGAUGUGUUUGAGGAUUUUCUUAAUUGCAAUAAAUACUCAGCAUUUUUUUCUAAUGAAAAUGAAUUUUGUUUACUAGUAAAAGUAUGCAUUUUAAAAGAUUUUCAGAUUUAUGCUUUUUAUGUGAAGCUGCAGAACUAAAGUGGAAGAAACCAAGUCUAGUAAACUUCUCAGAAGUUUUUUUUUUAUUUAAAUUUUUUUUUUGGGGGGGGGAGGUUAAUUUACACCUAAAAUAGCUUCUCUGGAGACUGUAUGCUUCUGUACUAGACUGUAAGCUCUUUGAGGGCAGUCUGUCAGAUGUACGUAUUUGUAUCUUUCUCGGCGCCUAGCAUAGUGACUUGCACAUAAUAGGCGCCCAAUAAAUACUGAUGAUGAAUGAA
Molecule: messenger RNA, 4298 nt
Organism: Loxodonta africana (African savanna elephant)
Lineage: Eukaryota; Metazoa; Chordata; Mammalia; Proboscidea; Elephantidae
Gene: SPCS3
Product: signal peptidase complex subunit 3
Exons: 5
Coding region: 80-622 (180 amino acids)
Biological process (GO): protein targeting to ER
Cellular component (GO): signal peptidase complex; membrane
Source: RefSeq, a predicted model, not a curated record